UAUUGUCUGAUGCCCUCUUAAGGUCAAAGUUCAGGGAAAAGUAAGUUUGGCCCUGUGGUCAUGUGCGUGCGGUGUCGUCGAACUUCGUUGCAAAUUUAGACGUUUUAACUCAGUGCUAUGUUGUCUUUGCCCUACGUCUAAGUUGACCAACUAAAGGAUUGGUCGCCAUGGCGACACCAACCAGCGACGCCCAGGAAAACGACCUGCAGUAUGGGUCAGCCGACAACAUCACGCGCCUCCGCGUGUCCAGCCUCCCGAGCUCCGGCCUCACCACGCCCGAGUACAACCACGAGGUCAAGAUGGAGAAAACGCGAGGAUCCGUCGUGUCAAAUGACAUCGGAUUUCACCGCGAGGUUCACAACAGGCUGAGGUCUCACUUCACGUGUUCCACGGACAGGGUAAAGAAGGUGCUGUUUUCAACGCUGCCAAUAUUGUCCUGGCUGCCAAAAUAUGAAGUGAGGGAGAACAUUGUGAGCGACCUUAUUGCUGGGGUUACAGUGGGCAUCAUGCACAUCCCACAAGGAAUGUCCUAUGCCCUGCUGGCCACCCUCCCUCCCAUCUAUGGGCUUUACUCAGCUUUCUUCCCAGUUAUCAUAUAUGCCUUCCUGGGGACAUCCAGACACAUAUCUAUAGGUGUUAUGGCAGUGUUGAGUAUAAUGGUAGGUGCAACAAUAGAGAGGCUCCUUCCCGAGGGUGCAGGUCAGCUUCCAGCAGACCUGUACAACUCCUCCAUCUCCAACACAACUUUGGAGGAGCUGCAGUACCAGGCUCAACAGACAGAGGUCCAGGAGAGACUGUACAUCGCUUGUGCUGUGACUCUCAUGUCAGGGAUCUUGCAGGUUGCCAUGGGCCUUCUACAACUAGGCUUCAUCACUAUCUACCUCUCGGACCCACUGGUCAGUGCCUUCACCACUUCUGCUGCCUUCCAUGUGGUCAACAGUCAGAUCAAGCACCUGUUCGGCCUGGAGAUACCGAGAUACUCAGGCCCACUGUCUAUUGUAUAUACAGUCAUUGCCAUCUUCAGCCGCAUCACUGAGACCAACAUUGCGACCCUAGUGACCUCCAUCAUCUCUGUCAUCGUACUGGUGGUCCUGAAGGAGCUAAACUUAAAAUACAAGGACAAGCUGAAAGGCAUUCCUAUACCUUCAGAACUUAUAGUGCUGAUCCUUGGCACCAUAAUAUCACACUUUGCUACACUGGAGGAGCGGUACAGUGUUAAAGUAGUUGGUGUUAUACCCACUGGUCUCCCCAAACCUACGGUCCCCCGUGUGUCCCUCCUGGGCCAGGUGGCCCCGGACUGUGUGGCCAUGUCCCUGGUGUCCUUUUCCUACUCACUGGCCAUCGCCAAACUCUUCUCCAAGAAGUACGCUUACAAAAUAGACGCCAACCAGGAGCUGCUUGCCUAUGGAACUAGCAACCUGUUUGGAUCCUUCUUCUCCUGCUUUGUAUGUUCGACAGCAAUCUCUCGUACGUUAGUGGGAGAGGCCGCUGGAACUAAAACACAGCUCAUGUCCCUGGUGCAAUGUGUAGUGAUGUUGCUGGUGCUGCUGUUUAUUGGACCACUCUUCAGAUCAACACAGACUGCUGUUCUGGCUGUGAUUGUGGUGGUGAAUGUGAAGAACAUGUUUAAACAGUUUGCAGAACUCAAGCCACUCUGGAAGAUCAGUAAGAUUGAUUUUGUGAUCUGGUGGGUGACGUUCCUGGCCGUAUUCCUGCUGGGACUGGACAUCGGCCUGGGGACGGGGAUGGCCUUCAGUCUGCUGACCGUCCUGUUCCGCUCCCAGCGUCCAGCCACCACCCUGCUGGGUCAGGUCCCCAACUGUGACAUCUACAGGGACUUACACAACUACAAGGCUGCUCAAGAGAUCCCAAGUGUGAAGAUCUUCAGAUUUGACAUGUCCCUGUUCUUCUCCAACUGUGACCACUUCAAGACAUCCCUGUACUCACAGACAGGGCUGGACCCGGUGGUACUGCUGGCUCAGAGGAAGAAAGCCGACGACGAAAAAAAGAAGCUUGAAAAGAAGAGAGCAAAAGAAGCCAAGAAGGUUUCUGAGAAUGGAAAGGAAAUGGUUGAGUUAGAUGGUUUCAUUUCCAUGGAAGUGGAGGAACCUCCAGUACCUGAGGUGAAAACAGUCAUUCUGGACUGUGGACCCUUCAACUUCCUGGACUCUGUGGCAGUCAACACACUAACUCAGGUACACAAAGACUACAAAAGUGUUGGAGUCAGGUUUCUUCUGGCACAUUGCAAAGCCAAUAUCAGGGACCAGCUUGUGUCUUGUGGAUUCUUUGAGAAGAUUGAGUGUGACAACCUAUUCAUCAGUGUACAUGAUGCAGUACUCUUCUCUCUAGCAGAGGAUGCCAAGGUUGAAGCCAAAGAGGAGGAACCACAAGAAGAUGGUGAAGCCGCAGAUACCACGCACAUUGAGAUGGAGUCAGAGAUUUGAGAUGACAUCAAGUCUAUCAUGCUAUUGCAAUAUCUAUUCUGGUGUAAACUUCCUUUGAAAUUACCAUUCAAAAACCAUUUUAUCAGCUUUCUUCAAUGGUGCCACAUUUGAAAAACAAAUAGACUUCUGUUUCAGACAUAUAAUUAAAUUUACAUGUACGUCUUUUGUGAUUGUUGUGGGUUACUUGUUAUACAAGUUGUAUUUUGACAAUUCAAGUAACAAGUAAGUAAGUAUUUUGACUAUUUAAACUUGCUCAGGUUUGGGUAUGUGUGCAAGAAGUAUCAACCGUGUAAUUUCCAGGCAGAUCUACCAAUGGCAUUUAGCUUGGCAAGGAGUUUAGCUGGCCAAGUAGUGUUCUGAGCCACUGGGGAUCUGACGUCACUGAAACAGGGAGGGGCAUUUCUAUUCAAUAAUGGUGUGUGUUGCCGAGUAGGUGUUAAUUGCCCGCCUUGCUGUUAGGCGCAAUCCUUCUACAGGGAUGUGCAUGGGCACUGAAUUUGUCCCAAUAAAGAUAUAAAUUGAUCGUAAAAGCAUUAGCACAACAAAUCUUCUCAUUGUUGAUAGUAUGUCCUCUGGGAGGGGCAGUAACACCAUUAUUGAAUAGAAAUGCUCCUCCCUGUUUCAGUGAUGACAGAUCUCCGGUGGCUCAGAACACUCCUUGGCCAGCUAAACUCCUUAUGCCACCACUGGUAGAUCUGCCUGGAGAUUAUCAACCAUGAAGAAUUAAUGAAGAUUUUUCAAUAGACAUUUUACACUGACUGUUUUAAUGAUGUAUUAGUACAUACAAUGUAUGUAUACGUAUUAAUGUGUGGAUCACAAAACCAGCCUACUCCUGCCUGUGAUCCACAGGUAUUGUAUUGUUUUGCAAAUCUAAUAAAUCAAAUCAAAUCAAAUCUGAAAGAAGAUAUAUGACAAAGGCAAUAUUUCACAAGAUGUAAUUAUUUUGUUAAAGAGCUAUUAUACAGGAAAGAUCAGGAAAAGAAGCAAUUUUGUAGAUAUUUUCGUAUAGGGUUUGUGUAAUGUGUACUCAUAUCUUCCAAACUGUAAAAAUGAUCAAUAAAAAAAAUUGCUGAAAA
Messenger RNA from Branchiostoma floridae (Florida lancelet), 3520 nucleotides. Its product is annotated as sulfate transporter-like. Bases 168 to 2444 code for a protein of 758 amino acids. Gene Ontology annotation, molecular function: chloride transmembrane transporter activity; secondary active sulfate transmembrane transporter activity; bicarbonate transmembrane transporter activity. The record is from RefSeq and is a predicted model, not a curated record. Gene Ontology annotation, cellular component: membrane. Lineage: Eukaryota; Metazoa; Chordata; Leptocardii; Amphioxiformes; Branchiostomatidae. The transcript has 18 exons. Gene Ontology annotation, biological process: transmembrane transport.